AUGCUCGUUGGGACAGUGGGAGAGCCUCCAGAGCUCCAGACGGACGUGUUCUUGGACUGCCUGUGGCUAGUGCAUGGCCUUGGCCAUCCUUUAGCAAGAGUGUCUGGGGGAGAGCUUUUUGACCGCAUUGUUGAGAAAGGGUUCUACACUGAGAAGGAUGCCAGCACUCUGAUCCGGCAGGUCCUGGACGCUGUCUACUACCUGCACCGAAUGGGCAUCGUGCACAGGGACCUCAAGCCUGAGAACCUACUUUACUACAGCCAGGAUGAAGAGUCAAAAAUCAUGAUCAGUGACUUUGGAUUGUCAAAGAUGGAGGGUAAAGGAGAUGUGAUGUCCACAGCCUGCGGGACUCCUGGCUAUGUUGCUCCUGAAGUGCUGGCCCAGAAACCCUACAGCAAAGCCGUGGAUUGCUGGUCCAUUGGGGUCAUCGCAUACAUCCUGCUCUGUGGGUAUCCCCCUUUCUAUGAUGAGAAUGACUCCAAACUCUUCGAGCAGAUCCUUAAGGCAGAGUAUGAGUUUGACUCUCCAUAUUGGGAUGACAUCUCUGAGUCUGCUAAAGACUUCAUUCGGAAUUUGAUGGAGAAGGACCCUAACAAAAGAUACACCUGUGAGCAAGCAGCACGGCACCCUUGGAUCGCUGGUGAUACAGCACUCAACAAAAACAUCCAUGAGUCGGUCAGCGCUCAAAUCCGGAAGAACUUUGCAAAAAGCAAAUGGAGACAAGCGUUCAACGCCACAGCAGUCGUGCGACACAUGAGACGGUUACACCUGGGCAGCAGCCUGGACAGUGCCAGUGCCAGCAUGUCCAGCACCCUCAGCCUCGCCGCGCCGCUUCCCGACGCAGCCACCCGGAAAGAUUGUAUGUCUCCAUCCACUCUCUGUAGUUUUGUUUCAUCUGCUUCUUCAGGCGUUUCUGCGGUAGGAGGGGACCGGAGACCCAGACCCACCACAGUGACCACAGUGCACACAGGGAGCAAGUGAGAGCCGGGGCGGCGAGGAGCGGGCAGGCGGCCGGGCUGGCGGGGUUCCGCUGCGCAAUCCCACCCGGCAGUGCACGCUCAGCGAAGGACUAGAAGAAAGAAGAUUUUUUUAUGGCCAUAUUUUAUACUGCAAUUCUGAAAUGUUUCAUUUAUCACAAACUGCAGUGACUCCAGGGGGAACGGAUCUAACAGUCUCUGGUGCUGUACAUACGUAUACAUAUAUAUAUAUAAGUAUAUAUAUAUGUGAGUCUAGCAAUGUUCUAACUAAUGAACACUCAUUCUUCUCCCCAGUGAUUUACUCUUUUCUCAGUGUAGGUAACAGUAUAUGU
Tauraco erythrolophus (red-crested turaco) is the source of this 1309-nucleotide messenger RNA. The record is from RefSeq and is a predicted model, not a curated record. NCBI's taxonomy places the organism in Eukaryota, Metazoa, Chordata, Aves, Musophagiformes, Musophagidae.